Messenger RNA from Onychostoma macrolepis, 3034 nucleotides. RefSeq names its product INO80 complex subunit B (gene ino80b). The transcript is spliced from 5 exons. Gene Ontology annotation, biological process: chromatin remodeling. NCBI's taxonomy places the organism in Eukaryota, Metazoa, Chordata, Actinopteri, Cypriniformes, Cyprinidae. Bases 511 to 1518 code for a protein of 335 amino acids. The record is from RefSeq and is a predicted model, not a curated record. Gene Ontology annotation, cellular component: Ino80 complex.
ACGAAUGAAAAAAAUAAAUAAAUAAAUAAUUAAUGAAAACUCUGACAGAUUUAUUAUCGCUAGAUGUGACGCGAACUACAUUACCCACAAUGCUUUGCCGCGAGGUCGCGCAUUUGUAAACAAUGCUAGAAAGCUAAGGAUAAAAAUAGAGAUAUUUACGCGAGGCUUGGCUAUAUUAUUAGCGUGUCGUAGUUGAUAUUUCGUUUUAACACCGAAGGUAUUAUUCUUUCACAGGUUUAGUUUAUUAACAGAACGCUUUUAUUCAGUUAACGGGCGACUUGCACAUGAAUUAGCUCGUUUGCGUUCAUCUGAUCUGGUCUGCAGUUGGAGAAAAUGUAUUCUGAAUGAUUAUCGUGGUGAUUAAUUAAGGUCAGACUCAUUUGCGUGUCCAUGGGGAAACGGAAAGACAUGAUUCACCCCAGAUUUCUCGCGGGUAAGUCUCAUUUAUAGAGGAGAGAGUCUUAGAAUUGAGUUUUUCUUCACCCACGUGUCUUUUUGAGUAAUAAAAACAUGCACGGAAGCGGGGAUGAUUACAGCGUGCACAAGAAGAAACACAAAAAGCACAAGAAGCACAAGAAGAAGCACCAUCGCGAUGAUGGCCACAGUUUCUCCUCCGAGGCGCUGGAGUCAGACUCCGGGCUGCUGCUGCUGAAACCUCCGCAGCUCAAGCUCAAGAUCAAGCUAGGAGGACAAACUCUGGGCACCAAGAGUGUGCCCACAUUCACAGUGAUCCCAGACUCUCUGCGCUCAGUGUCGCCUCUGAACGUAGAGAGUGACGACGAUGAUGAUGAUGAAGAUGACAAUGAGGAUGAUGAAGAAGACUCUGAUGACGACGUGCCAUCAGAGGGAGUUCCUAUAGAGCAGUACAGAGCCUGGCUGGAUGAAGACAGUAACCUGGACCCGUCUCCCAUGCCGGACAUGGACACGGACUCGCUGCUGGUCGGCCCGAUGGAUGAGGAGGAGCGAUGGCUGGACGCGCUGGAGAAAGGAGAGCUGGACGAUAACGGAGAGCUGAAGAAAGAGAUCGACGAGUCUCUGCUCACAGCCAGACAGAAAGCGCUCCUACAUAAGCAGCAGAGCCAGCCGUUACUGGAGCUGCCCAUGGGAUACAAAGAGAAGGAGCUGACGGCCGAGAUGAUGCAGAAACGUGAGGAGCGUGCCCGCAAAAGACGCCUGCAGGCCGCCAAGAAAGCCGAGGAGAACAAGAACCAGACCAUCGAGAGACUGACCAAGACCAGCAAGGCCAAGAUCAAGAGCAUGAAGGAGCGCAAGUCCAAGCAGGCGCAGCUACCCAUGGUGAGGUACAGUAGUAACGCUCAGGGCGCCGCCGUCUCGUACCCCGCCGGGAUCCCCGUCCCGACGCCCACUGCCCCGCCAGAGCCUCCUCCCGCGCCCGUGAGCUGCGGCGUGUCCGGAUGCUCCAACCUGAAGAAAUACUCCUGCUCCAGGACCGGGACGCCACUCUGCAGUCUGGAGUGCUACAGGAAGAACCUGACGCUGGUGCAGGAAGUCGCUUAAAGCACCGUCUGUCAACGGUGUGUGUUUACAAACAGUAGGUCCAUGCAAUUAUGUUCAACAGCAGACACAAAAUUCUUUGAUUAAUCAGUGUACAAUCAUGCUGAAGUUUAUUUAUUUUGCAUUCAAAGUGCAAUUCAUGAAACACAAGCACACACUUUACAGUACGGUUCAAUUUGGUAAUAUUAGGUUCUCUGAACUAACAAUGAACAAUUUUUACUGUAAUAAUUAAUCUAACUUAAUGUAAAUGUAUAAAUAUUAUAUACACAUGUACGUAUGUAUAAUAUAAAUAUAUAUACAUAUAAAUGCAUAUGUGUUGUAUAUAAACAAACACAUACGCAUACACACGUGUGUGUGUGUGUGUGUGUGUGUGUGCGCGCGCGUAUGUAUGUGUGUGUUGUUUAAUUCAUUGUUAGUCCAUUCAUAACACAUUAACUAAUUAAUUUAUACAACCUGACCCAUUUAAAAUGUAUUAGCAUUUGUAGAAAUUACAUUAAGCUAAAUUAAUAAAUGCUUUAUAGUAUUUAUUGUUAGUUUGAUAUCUAAUGCAAAUUGAACUUAUUGUAAUGUGUUGCCCAAAUUCAAUUCAAUGUGACAGUUAGUUAAUUACAAAUUAUCAUCAUGAAGAAUCAUGAGAAUACAUUUCUGUGCAAAAAAUGACUUUGAGCUGAGAUUAACAACAUGAUGUCAAAUACAAAUCAUUCUGUAAAAAAACUGUUGUUGCAUUGAAUUUGUGUGUAAUAAUGUUUUAUCACACAUUCAUUCUGCUUGUGUUUAAUGAAUGAAACUCACUACCAUUAAAACUUAAAAGCACCCUUUUAUUUUUGUGAGAAGUCUGAAAUAAAGAAUGCCUCAUGUAAACCUUGUAUUUAUUUCAUGCAUUUGAAGCCACAUAAAGCGUAAUUCUAAACUGAAACUAAACCAAAUUUAUGAAAGUAACACUUUAUAGGAAGGUUCAGUUUAUUAACAUUAGUUAAUGCGUUUUAUGAACUAAUAAUGAACAACUUUUUACAGCAAUUGUUAAUCUGUUAAUCUAUAAAUAUAAUUUUGUUUAUUGUUCAUUCAUUGUUAGUUUGUUCAUAAUACAUUAACUAAUGUUAAUUUAUACAUCUUGACCUGUUUAAAAUGUAUUAGCAUAUGUAGAAAUUAAUCAAUUCUGCAUAAAUCUAUUUGAUUGUUAAUUUAUAUCUAAUACAUUAACAAAUUUAACUUACUAUAAAGUGUUAUCCAAAAGUCUUUUUUUAUUAUUAUUCAAUUCAUUGGGACAAUUAAGAAUUGCAAAUUAUUUACAAAGGAAUUCAUGAAUCAUGAAAAUGAAUUUGUGUAAAUAGUUAAUAAAACCACUUUGAAUUUAAUAGGUUUAUGUGAAUAAUUCUGUACACUGCAUUCUGUUUUGCAUUGAAUUUGAAUAUAAAAAUGUUUUAUAACAUGUUCAUUCUUGUUUAAUUGUGUAACAGAGUCAUUGUUGAAAAACUAACCAGACUCGAGCGCAGCCUUACUUUUGUAAAGAGACUGAAAU